Gilbertella persicaria is the source of this 432-nucleotide messenger RNA. RefSeq lists its product as uncharacterized. The transcript has a single exon. NCBI's taxonomy places the organism in Eukaryota, Fungi, Mucoromycota, Mucoromycetes, Mucorales, Choanephoraceae. The coding region runs from base 1 to 432 and encodes 143 amino acids. The record is from RefSeq and is a predicted model, not a curated record.
AUGGGUGAUAUCGAAGUAAACACAAAGUCUUUGACUGAAGCCAAACCAACCGUGAUCCCAGUUUCUUCUGAGGCAGAUGAGGAGGUUUUGGAGCAGGAAAAACAGGAUCAGCUUAAGGAUGGGGAAAUGCAAGAAAAGGAAGAUAGAGUCGAAACCGAAGAUGUCACCUCGGACGAAUUGAUGAAAGAGCGUGAAAAAGAAGGCUUCAGUAUCGACCAAACCAACAUCGACGAGGGAGACUUACCAGACAUUAUUAAAUACAAGAACGAGUUGCGAAAAGCCACUAUUCGGUCCAAGCGUGCUAAAAAGGAAAUUGACUUAACAGGUGACAAAACGAAUGCUAUGCUUAAAGGUUCCGGUUUACAUCGGCCAAAAGGAGGGAAAGUGUUGUCUAAAGCCUCUUAUCCCUUUGAAUCGUACUCUCUAACAUAA